AAAAUUUCAAGUGUGUAGAAUUCGUAUAACAUCCAAAAACACAAUUCAUGUAAAAUUCUAUAACAAACAUUUAGCACUUACUCGAUAAUGCAAUUACAAACCCAUUGCUCCUUUCUCAAAUAACCAAUUCACAUGUAUUUAGACAUUUAGACAGUGUAUUAAGUCAGAAAUGCAAAUACAAUAACACAUUUCUGGGUAAUAUUAAUUGAACUCUCCAUCACUUCCAAAUAAUCAGUUAUUCACUAAACAUUUAAUUAUUUAUUUAAAAAAAUAUAUAUCAAUUCAAAAAUUUCGACAUCAAUGAAAAAAAAAACCAAAAUUUCAUUGGGAAGAAAGAAUAUUACCAAAAAAAAAAAAAGAAAAGAAGCGAAAGAAAAACCUUGCUUAGAGAGCGCAAUGGAAGAAAAUAGCGGUAUGGACUCUGUUUAUAUCCAUCCCAUAUCUUUCUCAAUUUAGGCAAAUAUCAGUUAGCAUUGGGCACACCGAGGAACUCUGUAUUAAUGAAAUUUGGGCAAUCGAUCACAAUCUCAAAGGCUGAAACGUUCGCAGCGGUGCGGUUGAUCCGGUACCGGAGAAAAACAACUACAUGUUAUAAUAAGCAGUAGUAAUCUAGUGUUAAGGGGUUUGAAAACCAAACGUGUCCGAACAAAGAAAGUGGGACACGUGGAGCAAUCCCAUGACUGGAACCUUUCAGAUUAAGCCACUUAUAUAUAAAAGAGUGGUAGAGUGUAGCAGAAUCUCAACGACGUCGGUUGUUCAUGAAUCACUGACGAGAAAGCCUGACAAUAAAAAUGGGCUGCGCUACCUCCAUCUCAAUCUCAAUCUCAGCCUCACCCCAAAUCUCUUACAUUAUUUGCCCUACUGAGUACCCAAUGUUGCCUCCUUUUCUUGCAAUCCCAAAGUCUAGAGACAAAUUCACUUGUUAGCUCUCCUGCUUCGAAAGCCCCAUCAUCGUAUGUGUUUGCAUCAUUGGAUUCUACCUGCGUGGUCAAAUUGAUUUCGCUUUUCAAGUCAGUAAUUGGUUAUAGGAAGCAAAGAUGGUUAAAAAUUGGAUGUAUCCACAAGAUAGGAAGAGUAAAGAAUUUAUUGAUGGUGUCAAAUCCUUUCUUGAGCUGGCCAAAGAAAGCACUCUAGGGAGGCUUGAUGAAGUACGUUGUCCAUGUGGAGGCUGUAAGAAUCGUCGUACUUAUAAUUUAAAAACCAUUGAGAGUCACUUGUAUAGGUACGGGUUUGUACCUAAUUACAAAAGGUGGAUAUUUCAUGGCGAAGAAAUUGACUAUACUACAACUAGUCCACCUGAGGACUUCAAUAUGAUGUUUGAUGAUGACAAUUUAGAAGAUGAUGUGGGUGAACCUAUUUUUCCGAGCAACAUUUUUGAGGAUAAGUUUCUUACUGAUUCUUGUGAAGGUGAGAGAAGUGAAUCUGAAGCAAUCAACUUUGCAAAUUUGUUUGCUAAAGCUCGUUCACUUUCUUCAGAUUGUACUAAGAUGUUGGCAUUGGAUUUCUUAGCAAAGCUGAUGCACUUGAAGGUAUCAAACAAAUGGAGUGAGAACUCAUUUAAUAUGUUGCUCCAAUUGUUGAAGGGUGUUUUUCCUGAAGAGACAAACUUUCCUACUUCAUACCAUGAUUCGAAACAGAUGUUGCAAGAUUUUGGUUUUGGUUAUGAGUUAAUACAUGCUUGCAAGUAUGAUUGUGCAUUGUUCUGGAAAGAGCAUGCUUCUUGUGAAAAGUGUCCCACAUGUGAUGAGCCAAGAUAUAAAUAUGAAAAUGGAAAGGGCAAGAAGAUUCCGCAAAAGGUGUUAUAUUAUUUUCCAUUGAAGCCGAGGUUACAAAGGUUAUAUAUGACAAAACUUCAUGCAAUUGAUAUGAGGUGGCACAAAGAAAAACAUGUUAAUGUUGAAGGUGAAAUGAAACACCCAGCAGAUACUGAGCAAUGGAAAGACUUUGAUAAGCAAUACCCUUGGUUUGCACAAGACGCUCGUAAUGUUAGAUUGGGGCUAGCAACUAAAGGCUUCAAUCCAUUCAAAAACACAAAUAGUUCUUAUAAGUUGUGGCCUGUGACACUUGUUCCUUACAAUUUACCACCAACUAAGUGUAUGGAUGAGUCAUUUUUCAUGACAACAUUGUUAAUUCCAGGUCCAGAGUCACCUGGGAGAGAAAUUGAUGUAUUCUUGAGGCCUUUGAUAGAUGAGCUGAAAGAUUUGUGGAGCAAUGGAGUUGAAACACGUGAUCAUUUAACAGGAGAAACAUUUCAGCUUCGUGCAUGUGUAUUGUGGACUAUUAGUGACUUCAUAACAUAUGAGAGUUUAUCUGGCUGGAGUUUGAGCACAGGAUUUCGCUCGUGUCCAAUUUGCCAACGUUUUACAAAUUGUUUAAUAAUUCGAGAUAAAGUGUGUUUUUUGGGUCACCGUCGUUACUUGUCGCCAGGUCAUUCUUGGCGAAAGCAUAGACAAUAUAAGGAGAAUUACUUUAGAGACGAUGCCUUACCGCCACCGCCAGUGUAUUGGGAAGACAUGUUGGAGCAACUUGACUCUUUACCAAUCACGACACCCGGUAAAAAUCCAAAUAAUGAAAACAGAAUGUUAUGUCGUGGCGACACAUUUUUCCAUAAUUGGAUGAAGAAAAGUAUUUUUUUUGAGUUAGAGUAUUGGGCCACAUUGAAGGUCAGACAUAACCUGGAUGUCAUGUACGUUGAAAAGAAUUUUUGUGAAAGUAUUAUUGGAACAUUAUUAAACAUGAAGGGAAUGACAAAGGAUACAAACAGAGAUCGCAUGGACUUGUCUGAUUUGGAUAUAAGGGAAGAACUGCAUUUUGAGCUUUACAAGAAUCGUUUGUUGAAACCACCUGCAUGUUAUACUUUAGCAAGCUCAUUUUAUUCUGAUCCAGAUAAAUUUUGUAAAUUUUUCAAGUCUGUUAAACUUCCAGAUGCUUAUGCUAUAGACAUCUCAAAAAAAGUUAGUAUCACAAAAAAGGUAAUAUCAGGAUUGGAAGCUUAUGAGUGCCAUGUGAUUUUGCAACGUCUUCUUCCUCCUGCAGUGGACCUUCAUUUCAUACACGAGGAUAUUACUAUUACACUGUCCGAGCUUUCUAAUUUCUUUCAAAUGUUAUGUGCCAAAACUUUACUAGAUAAAGAUCUGGACAAACUACAAGAGAGGAUUGCACUAAUUUUAUGCAAGUUCGAGAAAAUCUAUCCACCCUCCUUCUUUGACAUCAUUGUUCACUUGGCUGUUCACUUACCACAUGAGGCAAAACUUGUUGGACCUGUUGGCUAUCGAUGGACAUAUCCAUUUGAAAGAAAUUGGGAAAAACUCUCAAAGUAUACGAGGAAAAAUUGUCAGCCUGAAGGCUCAAUUGCAGAGGCUUACAUUGUUAAAGAAGCAGUUAGAUUUUGCUCCAUAUAUGGCCAUGACAUUGAUACCCAUUCUAAUAAAGAAGAUGACAAUUUAGGUCCUAAACAAACUCGUUCAUCCUUUCAUGUGUUCUCACAUCGUGUUCAACCAUUUGGAGACGAGGGAUCUGUAAAGUUGACUCGUGAUAUGUUGCAACAGGCCCACUUGUUUGUACUGCUCCAUUGUGACGAGUUAGAUCCGUAUGUUAGUGAGCAUAAGAAGGAAUUGGAGGGAACAUCUGAUGUCAAAGUAGAAGAAAGGCAUAAGGAAGAAUUUCCUUCCUGGUUGGCAAAUCAUGUGAAACGGUUGCGUGAAACUGAGCCAACGAAGGUCACUGAUGAGCUUUUUUCAUUAGCUAUUGGACCUGAUUUUGAGAUAAAUACUUACUCUGGUUGUGUAGUUGAUGGAGUCAGAUUUCUUACUGACGAGAAAGAUAGCCAUAGAAUUGCUCAGAAUAGUGGUUUAUUCUGUUUAUUAGAACGCGAAGGUAAGGUUGUGGAGUUUUAUGGUAAUUUAUGCAAUGUGUGGGAGUUGAAAUAUUCAUUUGGCCACCGAGUUGUUUUGUUCAAAUGUAAAUGGUUCGGCACAAAGCCAGAGACUGGAACAUCUGGUGAAUGCAAUAAUAUCACUCGCAUCUGGGUCAAGAAUAUAUGUGAUCAGAAUGCUCCCUUUGUACUUGCAAAAGAUGCAGGGCAAACAAUUUAUCUCAAAAUCACUGAGGGAUUCUGUUGGAAAUAUGCCCAAAAAGUGAAAUACAAACUGUUUUGGGAUGUUCAUGAGUUGAGUAGCAAAAUGGAAGUUGAUGAGGAUGAGACUACUGAUGAUAACCUCAACUCUUGUAAUUUUCAAUGGAAUGAACAAAUUGAUGACAUUGCAAUGAAAAGUCUUGUUCACGAAUAUGGUGACACAGUAGUGAUCAAUGAUGAUGUUGUUCCAAAUUUAAGAAAAGUAGGUGUGGGCCUCCCAGCUGAAAUGUUUGAUGAUGCAUGGUUCAAGGACUGUCUUACCCCAGAUGAAAGACCAUGGGUUAAUUACACUGGUAGUGAAAGCGAUCGCGACGACAUCAGCUCCUCCUCAAGUGACUUGUAACGUUACAUGUUUCUUUCAUUUUAGUUUUCUUUAUCUUAGAAAUGUUGUUGCGUUCAAAUUGUGUUUUCAUUUUUGUUUGUUUGAAUCUGUCAAGACUUCUUUGUUUGCUUAUUUAUUCUACCUUGACAAGUUUCUCUUUAA
This is a messenger RNA of Cannabis sativa, 4619 nucleotides long. RefSeq lists its product as uncharacterized. The coding region runs from base 1038 to 4478 and encodes 1146 amino acids. The transcript is spliced from 6 exons. Lineage: Eukaryota; Viridiplantae; Streptophyta; Magnoliopsida; Rosales; Cannabaceae. The record is from RefSeq and is a predicted model, not a curated record.